This is a messenger RNA of Metarhizium robertsii ARSEF 23, 1080 nucleotides long. RefSeq names its product putative protein family UPF0645, transmembrane. Lineage: Eukaryota; Fungi; Ascomycota; Sordariomycetes; Hypocreales; Clavicipitaceae. The record is from RefSeq and is a predicted model, not a curated record. Bases 1 to 1080 code for a protein of 359 amino acids. Gene Ontology annotation, cellular component: endoplasmic reticulum; Dsc E3 ubiquitin ligase complex. Gene Ontology annotation, biological process: protein processing. The transcript has a single exon.
AUGUCUCAUCCUGUGGGCACUGUCGGCGCUUUUGUGAGCUGGUGGCUUAACAUCUUGGCUCCCGCGCUCGUCGGCCAAUCACAGGCCCCUCUCGACGUCACCCCAUCUCACUCACUCGCGCUCUCACCUCCGACUUCAACCUCACCAUCACAGCAUCAAUCUCACCACUCUCGCCAUCACUCUCGCAGACUCAACGCGGCCUCCACCCUCGCGCCACACGCCCAACCCACGAAAUGCCGCCAUGACAACCGCCGCGCGCAUCCACCCGCUCCUCCUCACCAUCCGCUUCUCCGCCUCCAUCCCCGACCUGGACCUCGACAUCCCAUCCCCGCAAACCACCACCGUCCUCGCCCUCAAGCACCUCCUCCGCACCCGUCUCGCCACCCGCAACCCCUCCGCCUCAUCUACCAGGGCCGCCUCCUCCCGGACUCGUCGGCGCUCAGCUCCGUCCUCAAGCCGCCGCCUCCCCCGCCGCCGCAGCCACCAUCAUCAUCAUCCAGCACCAGCGCCAAGGCCAAGGGCAAAGCCGUCGACGGCGCCCCCGCCAGGGUAUACGUCAACUGCUCCAUCGGCGAUGAGCUCGCCGCCCAGGAACUCGCCGCCGAGGAGGCCUCGGCCGCCAACCCGCCGCAGGAGGCGGGCCCGGAGCCGCCCACCAACCCGGCUGGGCGCACGCGGCCCCGGCCCAGGGGGUUCGACCGCCUGCUCCAGGCCGGCUUCACGUCGUCCGAGAUCUCCACCCUGCGCACGCAGUUCGCGUCCAUCCAGACGGAGAGGUUUACGCCCGACUCGGUGCCCUCGCCCGACGGCAUGAGGCGCCUCGAAGACGCGUGGAUCGACACCAACGCCGGCGAGCUGCCGAGCGCCGCGAGCCCGCUCGAGGACGAGCUGAGCAACAUGUCCACCGUGCUGGACGUGCUCAUCCGCGGCAUGAUGAUUGGCUUCUUCUUCCCGCUGGGGAGCAUCACGUGGUUGUUGAGGCAGGGCCUUUGGAGCGAGAAGUGGCAGAUCUUUGUGGGCUCCGGCGUCGUUUUGAGCGUCACGGUGGGCAUAGUCAUGGGUAUAUCGGGGGAGAGGUAG